Messenger RNA from Saccoglossus kowalevskii, 925 nucleotides. Its product is annotated as NADH-ubiquinone oxidoreductase subunit 8-like. The record is from RefSeq and is a predicted model, not a curated record. Gene Ontology annotation, molecular function: NADH dehydrogenase activity; 4 iron, 4 sulfur cluster binding. Gene Ontology annotation, cellular component: membrane; respiratory chain complex I. Gene Ontology annotation, biological process: mitochondrial respiratory chain complex I assembly; mitochondrial electron transport, NADH to ubiquinone. NCBI's taxonomy places the organism in Eukaryota, Metazoa, Hemichordata, Enteropneusta, Harrimaniidae.
UCAUACCCAGGGUGCUUUGCGAGGAGACUUGAAAUCCAAAAUGGCCACCGUAAGACUUUUAUACUCGCCGAGAACCGUCUCAAAGCUCCUCCAGCAUGGCCUUAGACCAUGUAGUAUUGCAUCUACAAGAAGCCAGUACAAAAUGGUUAAUGCCCAAGAAGUGGAUACAAGCUUUAGAGCUGUGACAGACAGAGUGGCCAGAACUUUGUUUUUAGGGGAAUUGAUGAGGGGUCUGGCAAUGACACUGAGUUAUAUGUUCCGUGAACCAGCCACCAUACAGUAUCCAUUUGAGAAAGGUCCCCUCAGUCCUCGCUUCCGAGGAGAACAUGCUUUGAGACGCUAUCCGAGUGGAGAAGAAAGAUGUAUUGCUUGUAAACUGUGUGAAGCGAUUUGUCCUGCUCAAGCAAUAACAAUAGAAGCGGAACCCCGGGCUGAUGGUAGUCGUCGUACAACACGAUAUGAUAUUGACAUGACUAAGUGUAUCUAUUGCGGAUACUGUCAAGAAGCUUGCCCAGUUGAUGCAAUUGUUGAGGGACCCAACUUUGAAUAUUCUACAGAAACCCAUGAAGAACUUCUGUACAAUAAGGAGAAACUGCUCAACAAUGGUGACAAGUGGGAGGCAGAAAUUGCAGCCAACAUACAAGCAGAUUAUUUGUAUCGAUAGAAUCCAUUGAUUUUAUUUACAUGGAAUGUGUUCUUCAGUCUAAAUUCAUGAUAGUCAAUUAUUAGUUGGAAAGUUAUUUGUAAAUAGACCUUGUGUGACAAAACAAUGCUUUCAAAAGUGAUUAUCUGUAGUUUUUGCCCAUUGGAGAAGUGGCAAUGUGUGGAAAGUCAUCUAAACCAACUAUUCGAUGUAGAGCUUCUAAGUGUGUUGUACUGUGUAUGAAAAUCUCAUAGAUUAUUAAUAAAAGCACUUGUUAUUUAA